Molecule: messenger RNA, 3338 nt
Organism: Myripristis murdjan (pinecone soldierfish)
Lineage: Eukaryota; Metazoa; Chordata; Actinopteri; Holocentriformes; Holocentridae
Gene: ano10a
Product: anoctamin 10a
Exons: 15
Coding region: 172-2130 (652 amino acids)
Biological process (GO): chloride transmembrane transport
Cellular component (GO): plasma membrane
Molecular function (GO): chloride channel activity
Source: RefSeq, a predicted model, not a curated record
CGCGUGUAACGUGAGACUGCGGAAGAGGUUUUCCUGUCAAGAAUCUAAACAUUGUCCAAGUGAGAGGGGGAAGAAGAGCUUUGCAGAUAAUUGGGUCCAGACAACUUCCCCAGGACUAGACGUGUUUUCCCACCGAGUCAGAGGGACCUGAGUGCCCUGGUAGAGGAGAAGAUGCUGCACGAGCCAUCAGGAGAUAGCUAUGGCUCCAAGUUCACUCCUCUGGUAGUGGUGGAACUGGCCUCAGACACUAAGGAAGAAGCAAUUGCAUGGCUGCUGGACAGGAUACGAGAUAAACAACAGAAUGGAGGUGCUGAGCUGCUGGUAGAGCAGCUGAGCCCUGGAGUUGUGGCUUCAGAAAAGGAAAACCCCAACAUGUUCCUGGUGGGGGCUUCCUGGCAGAGGCUGCUCUCUGGGGCUGAGGAUGUGGGCCUUUUCAAGGAGUUCAGUGACGGAUCCAUGAGGGGCUUCACAUGUGCCACCAAAAACAGCUUCAAAGACUUCAAAGGGGAAGGGGAUGACUUCCUCAGUAUGGCUGAGUGUCAGUACAUCAUAAAACAUGAGCUGGACACUUUGAGAGCCAAGGAUGAGACUCACGUACCAGGAUACACCCACGCCAAGCUUUACCCCGGGAAAUCCAUCGUUCGCAGACUGCAGUCCAAGGGGAUCCUGGUCCAGAUUUUUCCUCUCCAUGAAAAAGAGGAGCUGAAGAGACUUUCCUUCUCCUGGUACAAAAAGAUCAAGUUGUCCCUCCAGCCUCUUGAUGACAUCAGACAUUAUUACGGGGAAGGCCUGGCGCUGUACUUUGGUUUCCUUGAGUACUUCACCUUUGCCCUGGUGCCUAUGGCUCUCAUAGGAGUCCCUUACUAUCUCUUUGACUGGGAGGACUAUGACAAAUAUGUUGUCUUCGCUGCGUUCAACUUGGUGUGGUGCACUGUUAUCCUGGAGGUAUGGAAGCGGAAUAGCGCCUCACUGGCUUAUGGAUGGGGCACGCUGAGCAGGAAGAAGGCCUUUGAAGAGCCUCGUCCUGGUUUCCAUGGCGUCCUUGGAUUCAACCCUGUUACGGGCCGUGAAGAGCCCCUCUACCCCAAUGCCAAGAGGCAACUUCGCAUCUACCUUGUCUCCCUGCCCUUCGUCCUGCUCUGUCUCUACCUGUCUCUCUACGUCAUGAUGAUCUACUUUCAGAUGGAGGGUUGGGCACUGUCGAUCCAUGAUGAGAACCCCACAUUCUGGACAGAUAUACUGUUGUUCAUCCCCAGUAUUAUUUAUGCUGUGGUGAUAGAGGUCAUGAACCUUAUCUACAGAUAUGCUGCUGAGUUCCUCACUGAAUGGGAAAAUCACAGGCUAGAGUCUUCAUAUCAGAAUCACUUGGUCCUUAAAGUGUUGGUCUUCAACUUCGUCAACUGUUUUGCCUCGUUAUUCUACAUUGCGUUUGUAAUGCAAGACAUGAUGCUGCUCAGACAGAGUCUGGCCACCCUGUUGAUUACCAGCCAGAUCCUGAACCAGUUCAUGGAGGCCUUCCUGCCCUACUGGCUCCAGAGGAGACGUAACAAGAAAAUGAUCCGUAGAGUCCAGAAGAGGAAACUUUUAGAGGAUAAGGAGCUUCCUCUGGCCAAUCAGGUCAGGCUGGAAGCCGACAUGAGCACAUACCUGGGCACAUUUGAUGACUACCUGGAGCUGUUCUUGCUGUUUGGUUACGUCAGUUUGUUCUCCUGCGUCUACCCCCUGGCUGCUGUGCUAGUGGUGCUGAACAACAUCACCGAGGUUUACUCUGACGCCUUCAAGAUGUGCCGAGUGUUCAAACGGCCCUUUUCCGACCCAGCGUCUAACAUUGGGGUCUGGCAGCUUGCCUUAGAGGCCAUGAGUGUGAUAGCCAUAGUGACCAACUGUGCGCUCAUUGGCAUGUCACCACAAGCCAAGGCUUACUUCCCUGAGUCGGACACACAGCUCAUACUAUGGAUAGCGGCUGUUGAGCACGGGCUACUGGCCUUGAAGUUCAUCCUGACCUUCCUCAUCCCAGAUGUUCCCAAACACAUCCAGAUCAAACUGUCUCGGCUGGAGUUUGAAUCCCUGGAGGCUCUCAAGAAAAAGAAAAUUCUCGAGACCUCGGAGCUCAGUAAGGCUGCCCAGUGAGGGAGAGAGGAGAGCAGCAGCCUACAGAUACUGAUCGACCACUGAGGACAGCUUCACGCGGUUUUUAACAAAUCAAACUGCUGUUUACACCGCCUCGCUGACUGGCAGGCUUAUCCCCGCAUAUAUGUAUUAAUGCAUAUAUGUAUUACGAUACAAUGUCGAAAAAGAUUUAAAAAGAGUGUUGGAUGUUUUCUGUUGCUGAGUUUUUGUGUCGGGCUGUACUAUAUUUAUAUCUUCACUGCAACACUAAAGUAAAAUGAGGUUGAGCAUCUCUUAUUCUCGCUAGCAAUAGAGAAAUACUGUACAGUGUUGUUCAGAAUAGACCACGACUGUUUACCAAAUGUAUUCUGUUGGCCUUCACAUCGAAUGUACUGUAACCAGGCUGUAUUUGGGGGUGGUGGGCUGGACAAGUGUCACAUUUAUGGGUUAUCGGUGAGGGAUUUAGCAAGGACCUGAAAGGUGUUCAAAUCAACGGAGAAUUCUCUAUACAUACUGUACAGUAGCAAGUAUUGAUCACACACCCAGCACUUUUCAUGAAAAUAGUUUUUCCUCAUGAUACAUUCUCUUUCCCAGCUUCUGAGGUCACAUUUAAUCAACAGAGUUGCUGAAGGAUUAUGCGUUAGACAGCACGCCGUUUUUCAGGCCUUGAAAAACAUGCCCACCUAUUAACAUAAUUACUAUUGAAGUAUACGGGAUGAUCGAGUACACACAGUCAACACACUUCACUAUCACAGUGUAACAGCGAGCAGCAUCUUUAAGCACUGCAGCUGCUUGAAAAAUGGACUUCAGAACGGUUUUGUGUGUCUUGGGAGUCCUGGUGUGGCUCUGCAUUCCAAAACCUCCGUAAAAAUAUUGAUUUUUGGUGGACUGUCCCUUUAUCUAUGCAUGUUAAACACAAACAGGGUAUUAUCUGAUUGAAAAAAAAAAAAAAAAAUCUAUGAUCUAAAAUAUUGUACGAACGGCACAGCUGUCAUUUAAGUUUGUUUCAACACUAGUGCUCCUAAUAAGUCAGAGGAUGAGUUAUUAUUUAUUUUAAAAUAUAGACAUGCACUAUGCAAAGCCUAUCAGCAACUUUGUUUUGUAUACUUAGACCAACCAGUGGUAUUUACAGUAUUCCCAAAUGUGUUGGAAUUAUCAGGGAAAAAGCAGAAUGAAACCAAAGUGACACAUUCUGCAACCCCUGGCUCAAAUAAAUCAAAGUGCAAUUA